AUGGAGAAUAAAACCGAAGAACCAAUAUUUACAUUUGAAGAUGCUGUUAUUCAACAAGUUCAAGGUGCACAUUCUGAACCAUUGAAUGAAUUAGCUGCUUAUUAUGCUCAAAUGACAAUCAAAGAUCUUGAUUUAAAUCAACAAUAUCAUCCAUUGUUAAGUGCAUGCCGUUCUCUUGCUUCAACUUUACGUGAACAAGUAACAUGGCAUUCAACACAACUUCGUCUUGUUCAAUUAAUUGAACGUUUUCCUCGUUUAAAACCAUUUUUAGUAAUAUUAAAUAAAUAUGGUUUACAUUUAAAAGAUAUUCUUCGUGGAGAAAAAAAUGGAUCAGAUAUAUUUUUUGGUGAUGAUGAAAUUGGACAAAUUUUUCAUUCGAUUUGUCAAUAUUUAAAAUUACAAUAUGAACAACAACAAACUAAAGACAAUUCAUUUGAAAAUUAUCGAUUAUGUAUAUUUUGGUUAACUGAUAGUGAUUGUUCAGAUGUUGUACCUAUUCUUGAUCUUCUUCUUAAUUUAUCUCAACAAACAGGUUUAUUAAUUGAUUUACAUUAUGCAGAUUCUGAUCCAGUACAACUUGCAAAUGCACAGCAAACAUUUAAUACACAUAUAGCUAAUCAAAAAAAUGUAUCUAUUAUUUAUGAUGAAACAAUUGAUUUAUAUGAUAGUAAAACAUUUGAAAAAAUCCCAUUCGAAUCAUUUGAUAUUAUAUUUUCUGCAAAUCAACUUCUAGGAAAUCAAGAUUUAACAAAUUCUUUAAUUGAUCUUCGUCGUUUACUUGUUCCUGAUGGUCUUCUUUUAUUACUUGAAUUAGUUCAUGUUCCUCUUUAUUUUGAUCUUAUUUUUGGUUUUAUUUAUCGAUGGUGGUCAUCUUCAUCUGAUGAUGAUAAUGAUAAUAAUCGUGCAUUAAAUAAUAUUCAACAAUGGACAACACUAUUAGAACAAAUCGAAGGAUUUAAUACUAUUGAAUCAACAUUAAAUGAAAAUGAAAGUACAUUUAUUAUUUGUCAAAAAACAACAUCGAACGAAAUAUUACAAACACUUGUUGAAAGAAUAAAUCAAUUAUGGUUAAUAUUUACUAAAGAUGAUAAUAAUAAAAAUAGUUUUAGUCAUAUUCUAUCAUCAUUAUUACCAUGUUCAGAUAUUAAAAUUUUUGAUAUUCGUAAUUCAACUUUAGAUAAUAUUUGUUCUGUAAUACCAGUUUUAUUAGCUACUUAUAAACAAGUAUCUAUUAUUUUUGCAUGGCAACUUGAUCAAAUCUUGCUUAAUGAAAAUAAUGAUGAUUUAGCAUUUAAACAAGACGAAGAAUUAAUUUGCGGAACAUUUUCACGUAUUCUUCAAACAAUUCAAAAAUCAUCACCACAUUUUUAUCCAUUUGUAUAUGUUCUUACAGAUCAUGCUCAGUUCAAUAAUGAUUCUAAUCUUAAUAUAAUUGCAUCACCAUUUAUUGGUCUUGCACGAAGUUUAAUAACUGAAUAUGAACGACAUCGAUUAAAACUUAUUGAUCUUCAAAUAUCAUUAAAUAAUAAUAAUAAUCAGUCAAUAUUUAUUCAUACUUUAAUAGAAUAUAUGAUUAAUUCAAGAUAUUCAACUGAUACUUGUGAAGUUGUUCUUCGUCUUAAUCAUACAAAUCAAAAUCAAGUUCAACAUUUAACAUGGCAUUAUGAAAUGUUACACAAAUCUGUUGAUGAUAAUGAUGAGCAAGGAAAGUCUAAAUUAGAACAAAUAUCUAUUAUUCCUAAACGAGAUGCUGACAAAAAACCAUUUCGUCUUUGUGUACCACAAUCUCGUUUUCUUUCUGAAUUAACAUGGAUUGAAGAAGAUAGGGAAAAAGAAUUAUUACCGGGUAUGGUAGGAGUUCGUGUUCAUUGUGUUGGUAUUAAUUUUCGUGACGUACACAAAUCACGUGGUCUUUAUCCAUAUACACGUACUUUUGCACAAUCUGAUGAAGAUCAACCAAAAGUUAAUCAAGAUACAGAACCAGGCUCAGAUUUUGUUGGUACUAUUGUACGUGUAGGUCCUACAACAACUAAUUUUCAAGUUGGUGAUCAUGUUGUAGGUGUUACUGGUGAUGGUACAUAUCAUUCUCAUAUUAUGAUUAAUUCACAACUUAUAAUACGUAUUCCAUCUGAUUCUCCUCUUACCGCUGAACAAUUAUGUGGUAUGCCAACUCCACUUUUAACAGUUAUAUAUUCUCUUAAAUACCGUGUUCAUUUGCAAGCUGAUCAAACUGUUCUUAUUCAUGCUGCAACAGGUGCUGCAGGUCAAUGGUGUAUUCAAUAUUGUCAAUAUAUUGGUGCUCGUGUUAUUGCUACAGCUGGAACUGAAGAAAAACGUCGUUUUCUUCGUGAAUAUUAUGGUAUUGAACAUGUAUUUAAUAGUCGAGAUACGUCUUUUGUUAAUAAUAUACGUGAAAUUCUUCCACAAGGUUUUGAUGUUAUUGUUAAUUCAUUAUCAGGCAAUUUACUAAAAGAAUCAAUAAAAUUAUUAGCAUAUCAUGGUCAUUUUGUUGAAUGGGGUAAACGAGAUAUUUAUCAUGAUAAUAAUUUAUCAAUGUUUCAAUUACGAUCAGACUGUAGCUUUCAUGUAAUUGAUUUUAUUUCACUAGCUGAUCAUGUAUCACCUCUUAUUCGUCUUAUGCUUGAAGAAGCAAUUGAUUUAUUUGUUCAACGUAAAUUGCGCGCUGUUGAACCAACAGUUAGCUAUGAACCAUCUCAAGUAAUAGAAGCAUUAUUAAGAUGUAAUAGUGGUCAAGUUAUGGGUAAAACAGUUUUUCGUAUAACUUCAUCUGAUCAACCAUUAGCUAUUAAUAAAAAACAAUCUAAUAGUUUAUUAAAAGUUGUAAGUGAUAAUACAAUGUUUUCAUCAGAAGUUUGUAAUGAAGGAACAAUUUUAAUAUCUGGUGGUUUUGGUGGUCUUGGUUUAACAAUAUCUCGAUGGAUGAUUGAACAACGAGGUGUUAAACAUAUAGCACUUAUGAGUCGUCGAACAUUAGUUCAACUUGAACAACCUUCGAAUCCACAGUAUGAUGAUUGGUUAAGAUUAAAACGAACAACAAAAGAAUAUAAUGCUCAUGUUGAUGUUGUUCAAGCAGAUGUAACAAAUUUUCAACAAGUUCAUGAUUUAAUUGAAAGAUUUCAAAAAACUUGUUAUCCUAUUCGUGGUAUUAUUCAUAGUGCUGUUGUUUCAGAAGAUCGUACUUUAGGUAAUUUAACACAAGAACAUUUAUCACUUGUUUUACCACCAAAAGUUCGUGGUGCAUGGUAUCUUCAUCAAGCUACACAACUUCUUCAUGCACCUCUUCAUUUCUUUAUUAUGUUUUCAUCAAUUCGAAAUCAUUUACUUGAAGUUUCAUCUGCUGGUUAUAAUGCUGGUAAUCAAUUUCUUGAUGCACUUGCUCAUUAUCGUUUUGAAAAACUUAAUUUACCAGCACUGUCAAUUAGUUUACCAGCUGUAAGUGGUGCUGGAAUGUUUCAUCGUCAUAAAGAAAUGCUCAGUACUUUGAAAGAGACACAAGGUUUUGAAUUAAUGCCAACAGUAACUGUAUUCGAAUUAAUUGAAUGUUUUCAUCAAACUCAAAAGAUUUGUCCAUGUCCUGUUAUUUUUGCUGUUAAUUGGCAAACAUUACAUCGAAAUUAUCCAUCAUUAGCUACAUCUUAUCUAAGAAAAAUAGUUGGUGAGCGUUAUAAAGAAAUGAAAUUUGAUCAACCAUCAUCCCCAGGAAAAACUGUUGCACGAUUAUUAGGUGCAGCUAGUGUUGAUCGUAUAGUUAUUGACCGUUCACUUGUUAGUCAAGGUAUGGAUUCAUUAGCUGCUGUUUCAUUAUAUAAUUGGUUAGGUCAAGAAACUGGCAUUUAUAUACCAUUAGUUGAUCUUCUUCAAGGACUUUCAAUUGAAAUGAUUGCAACACUUGUUUAUAGUAAACUUAAUGAAAAAGAACAAACAACAUCAUCAGCAGCUACAAAAAAACAUGAUUCAGAUUUUGAUUUAGUUAAUAGAAAUGAAGCUCAAUAUUCUAAUACAUCAACAUACACUGGUUUAGACAAUAUCAUUUGUCUACAUCGUUCAAAUCAAAAUAAUACUUCAACUCUUUUUUGUAUUACUCAAAUAUCAUAUGAUAAUAAUAAUGAAGAUUUAUUUACAUUAUUUAUUCAGAAAUUAUCUAAUGAAAAAAAUAAAAUAUCAUCAAAUGAUAUCUAUGCUUUACAAAUACCAACAAUAACAUCAUCAUCUAUAUCUACAUAUGCUCAAAGUCUUAUUACACAAAUGCGUCGUAUUCAACCAUGUGGAUCUUAUCAGAUAGUAGCUAUUCGAAACAAACCAGAAGAAAGUAUUGCUUAUGAAAUGUUAAAACAACUCAAAACACACUCACUCAUUACUAAUACUCAAUUACAUCUUUUAGAUGCUCAUAAUUAA
This is a messenger RNA of Adineta steineri, 4416 nucleotides long. NCBI's taxonomy places the organism in Eukaryota, Metazoa, Rotifera, Eurotatoria, Adinetida, Adinetidae. The record is from the annotation of a GenBank genome assembly.